Messenger RNA from Erigeron canadensis, 1201 nucleotides. Its product is annotated as GDSL esterase/lipase At2g23540. The transcript has 5 exons. Lineage: Eukaryota; Viridiplantae; Streptophyta; Magnoliopsida; Asterales; Asteraceae. The coding region runs from base 19 to 1131 and encodes 370 amino acids. The record is from RefSeq and is a predicted model, not a curated record. Gene Ontology annotation, molecular function: hydrolase activity, acting on ester bonds.
GCUCAUGCUCCUAAAAACAUGGCUGCGAUUUUAGCUCUUUUUGUUGCUUUCGCUGUUGUUGUUGCGGCUGAUGAUGAUGGUGAGGGAGGUUCGGCUUUGGGAGCUUCUUAUAUCUUUGGAGAUUCAUUGGUAGAUGCCGGGAAUAAUAACUUUUUGCCGACGUUAUCUAAAGCUAACAUCAAACCUAAUGGGAUUGAUUUUAAACCGUCUGGAGGAAAACCUACCGGGCGGUAUACAAAUGGUAGAACCAUUGGAGACAUUAUCGGUGAGGAACUUGGGCAGAAACACUAUGCAGUGCCGUUUUUGGAUCCAAAUUCUACUGGACAAGCUCUAUUAUAUGGUGUGAAUUAUGCCUCAGGUGGUGGAGGGAUUAUGAAUGCCACCGGUAGAAUUUUUGUAAAUCGACUGUCAAUGGACAUCCAGAUUGAUUACUUCAACAUCACAAGAAAACAGAUUGAUAAACUCCUUGGCGCUUCAAAAGCGAAAGAACACAUUAUGAAGAAAUCAAUCUUUUCAAUCACGAUUGGUUCCAACGACUUUCUCAAUAACUAUCUCCUUCCGGUUCUUUCAAUUGGAGCUAGAGUUACACAAACACCCGAUUCUUUUGUGGAUGAUCUACUUAGUCACCUCAAAUCCCAGCUUACUAGACUUUACCAACUAGAUGCACGAAAAUUCAUCAUAGGAAAUGUAGGACCAAUUGGAUGCAUUCCAUAUCAGAGAACAAUUAAUCAAUUGAAUGAGGAUGAAUGUGUCGCGUUGCCUAAUCAACUUGCACUUCGAUACAACUCUAAAUUGAAAGAUUUGGUUGCACAAUUAAACGACAAUCUCCCAGGAGCUACUUUCGUUCAUGCCAAUGUCUACGACUUAGUCUUGGAACUCAUCACAAACUACGCCAAAUAUGGAUUUAAAACCGCAAGCAAAGCAUGCUGUGGAAAUGGAGGUCAGUAUGCAGGGAUAAUUCCGUGUGGUCCAACGUCGAGUUUGUGUACGGACAGAGAUAAACAUGUGUUUUGGGAUCCAUAUCACCCUAGCGAAGCAGCUAAUGUGCUCAUCGCGAAACAAUUGUUAGCAGGGGACCCGAAAUAUGUAUCUCCAAUGAAUCUUAGAGAACUCCGAGAUCUAAAUCUAUAGUCAAGUAUGUAAAUGUAACUAUAUAUCAAGGAUCGAUCAACCGCUGCUUCUGUUUUGUACUGUGGAUCGA